AUGAUGUCCUCCGCCAACGAAGAGGAUCCCUUCCUCCAAGUUCAACAAGACGUCCUCGCCCAGCUAGACUCAACCAGACCCCUAUUCACAUCCUACCUCCGCAUCCGCUCCCUCUCAACCUCCCCAACCUCCCCCGAACUCGCCUCCGCCCGCGCCGACCUCGAAUCCGCCCUCGCCUCCCUAGCCGAAGACCUUGCCGACCUCGUCGAGUCCGUCAAGGCCGUCGAAUCCGACCCCACAGCCUUUGGCCUCUCCGGCCCAGAAAUCACGCGGCGCAAGAGGCUAGUCCAAGAUGUCGGCGGCGAAGUGGAAGACAUGCGCGAGGAGCUCGCCAAAAAGCUCGGCGCAGCAACAGCGGCAGGAGGCAAGGGCAAAUCCUCAGCCGCAAACUCGGACCUCCCCGAUCCGAGCUCCUUCGCCAUAGGCGACGGCCACCACGGAGACCACGACGACGACGACGACGACUACGCGGCCGAGUUCGAGCAGCAGCAGCAGCUCGAGAUGAUGCGCGAGCAGGACGGCCACCUGGACGGCGUGUUCCGCACCGUGGGCAACCUGCGGCGGCAGGCGGACGACAUGGGCCGCGAGCUCGAGGAGCAGAGGGAGAUGCUCGAGGUCGUGGACGGCGUCGCGGACCGCGUGGGCGGGCGGCUGCAGACGGGCGUGGCGAAGCUACAGUACGUGAUGCGGCACAACGAGGACCGGCUGAGUAGCUGCUGCAUCGCCGUGCUCAUUUUUGUGCUGAUCUUGUUGCUUAUUUUGUUGUUGAUUUUGUAA
Colletotrichum costaricense is the source of this 777-nucleotide messenger RNA. RefSeq names its product syntaxin 6. The transcript is spliced from 2 exons. The coding region runs from base 1 to 777 and encodes 258 amino acids. Gene Ontology annotation, biological process: Golgi vesicle transport; vesicle fusion; intracellular protein transport. Gene Ontology annotation, molecular function: SNARE binding; SNAP receptor activity. Gene Ontology annotation, cellular component: membrane; endomembrane system; SNARE complex. The record is from RefSeq and is a predicted model, not a curated record. NCBI's taxonomy places the organism in Eukaryota, Fungi, Ascomycota, Sordariomycetes, Glomerellales, Glomerellaceae.